Debaryomyces tyrocola is the source of this 918-nucleotide messenger RNA. Lineage: Eukaryota; Fungi; Ascomycota; Pichiomycetes; Serinales; Debaryomycetaceae. The record is from the annotation of a GenBank genome assembly.
AUGGACGAAAGCUUCGACAUCAAGCAAACUUAUCUCAAAUUUUUAGAGGAAGAUAAAGACAUGACUAUGCCUAUUGCGGCUAUUGAGUCAUUAGUCACCAUGUUGAGAAUCAAAGAGCCAUCUACAUCUUCUGAGUUGAUUAACUUAGUAAAAUCUAAUACAGAAAUAUUGAAAUCAUCUAUUCCUAAUGCGAUCUCGCUUUCUGCUGGUUGUGAUUUGUUUAUGAGAUUCGUUUUAAGAAAUACAAAUUUAUAUUCCGAUUGGGAAUCGUGCAAACAGAAUCUAGUUGAGAAUGGUGAAUUGUUUGUCCAAAGGGCCAAGGAAUCAAGAGCGAAGCUGGCUGAUUUUGGUCUUCCGUUUAUUAAGGAUGAUGAUACUAUUUUGGUGCAUGCCUUCUCUCGUGCCGUGUAUCAAUUGUUAUUGAAAGCAAGAUCUGAAAAGUUGCUCCGUUUUAGAGUGAUAGUCACAGAAUCUCGUCCUACUGGUACAGGGUACCACAUGGCUAAACUUUUAAGAGAAGCAGAUAUUCCAGUAGAAUUAAUAGUUGACAAUGCCGUCGGUUACGUUAUACAUAAGGUUGACAAGAUCUUGGUGGGAGCUGAAGGUGUGGCUGAAAGUGGUGGUAUUAUUAACCACAUUGGAUCUUAUCAAAUUGGUUGUCUAGCUAAAGCCAAUAAUAAACCAUUUUAUGUGGUUACUGAAUCGCAUAAGUUUGUGAGGUUGUUCCCAUUGGCACCAAAUGAUUUGCCUACUGCUAUCCAAUCGAAACAAGAGAAUGGUGACGAUGAUGAAGAUUUAUUUAAAACCCAGCUCAUUGAUUUCACUCCGCAUGAAUAUAUUACUGCUUUAAUCACUGAUUUAGGGGUCUUAACUCCUUCUGCAGUUUCAGAAGAAUUAAUUAAAAUAUGGUAUGAUUAG